GCUUGUGUUUGCAAGGAGAAGUGAGACGGUUAAUUUCAUUUCCUGCCUUUUAACCCCUGUACCUAAACAACACCCAAGUUUCCUGUCAGUAUCUGACACAACCUUUCAGCUGAGAUCUGACAUUGAUUCAUCUGAGGAGUUUUCUUUGUGUUGAUUUCAUACUUUUUUAGGUAAAACCUUAUUCUUCAUGACGGGAGUAUGGAUCACGUUCUAAUUCUCCUCGUGACGGUAGCAGCUGUAACUCAUGUUGCUGGGGGUAAAUGUAGUCAGACCCAGAACCAAUAUCUGUGCACUGUUACUCCUGGAGGAUCUGUGUAUAUCCAAGUGGUGACCAAUGCUAGCAGCCAUCAAGUGUGGUGUCAGAAGAAGCUUCCCAGCGGACUCAUAAAAUUCCUCACUGUGAAGAAAGACAAGGUGUCGAUAUCUGAAGAAUACAGAAAGAGAACAGGAUUUUUCAUCAACAACGGGACAUUCAUGAUCACAGACGUGACGAGGAAUGAUUCAGGUCAAUACAUCUUAGAAGCCUUUGAUCCAAAUGGGGUCCAAGUGAGAAACAUUACUGUUCAACUGGAUGUUGAAGAACAUGCUUUUCCAAUCCUGAUCACGGUCUCUGCUGGAGUGGGUGGUCUGCUGUUAAUGAUACUGUUUUUUGUUGUUGUUUGCUGCGUGUGCAAGUGUCGCAAGAAGUCAGGCGCAAAAAAAAAAAAAGAGAAUAAACAUCUUCACUGUGAGCUUGGCCCUUGUGUGGAAACCUCCUGUGAUGGCAGACAGGAUGGAGCUCAGUGUUACGGAGCUUUGGGAGGAACUGUGGUUCUCCAGCUGAUGGACAGCGCCUCGGGAAUAUUUAAGUACCAAUGGAAAUCUAAAACAACAAUAAUACUCAUUUGGAAAGAGAAUAAAUUGGUGCAUAAUCUGAUAGAAAACAGAUCCAUCUUUACUCCCAGUAAUGGAACAUUUAGGAUCAAUAACCUGAGCAGGACUGACAGUGGUGAAUAUAAACUUGAAAUACAUGAUGCAGCUGGACAAACAUUAGAGCAGCGGACUCUACAGUUGUCCUUUCAAGCUCCUGUGUCCUCUGUCCGGCUGGUGCCUGAGUGUCUGUCCCUAGGAAAGAUAAGGGUGUCCUGCUCCUCUGAGGGAGGGGACAGUCCUCAGUACAGCUGGACUCUGAAUGGACACACACUGACAGAUGCUGAGCUCCUCUCUGGAAACAGUGAGACUAACAGCAUCACUCUGAAACCAAACAUCUCAGGACGUCUGAACUGCUCAGUCAGGAAUCACGUCAGUAGUGUCUCCAAAGAAGAGGUGAUAUCUACCUGUGACUUCAUUAAUUGCACCUUAACCAAUGGGACACAAAUAUCACAGUGGGAGUUUGCAGACACUAAUAUAAAGUGUAUUGCGCCAACAACAGCCCCUAUCCCAACUACACCUGAUAAAAGUAAGGAGACUGAUACAACAGUGUCAAAAAUACUCGCCACUAAUAUCUCAUCCUCCACUCACACUGUGACUACCCCCAGCAAUGAUCACCCAUGGUACAUUAAAUAUUUAGCAAUAAUGGGUGGCGUACUCUCAGCACUGGUAAUUCUCUUAGUGGUCGGGGUAGGAGUCAUCUAUGCUCAGAAGAAAAACAAAAACAACAAAGCUAAAGAGAAAGCAGAUGAGCAGGAAUUAACCUAUGCAGAUGUGAGGGUCGUGCAGCGGCAGGGAAGGAAGGUGCAGCAGAGGCCACAGGAGGAGGUGGAGUACGGCCAAGUCAAGUUUUCGAGGCAGUCUCGGCAGAUCGCUGAACCAGCAGGAGAUGAUUGUGUGUACGCCAAGGUCCGUAAAGGCACAUGAUUUGAAGUGUUCGGUGUUUUUGCAAAGACUGCACGACUUAAGGCAGAUAGAGGGAAGAGCUGUUUGUCAAGAUGGCAAGAGGUUUCAUUUUUAAUUUAGUGUGAUUUCCCAUUACAAAAUACAACCCAUGAAAGCUCAUUCAUACAGUGAUUUUCUGAUUUGUACUGUAAUUCUGGGUUGUGACCAGGUAUAUGAUCCUCCAGUCUCCUUAGCUUUACAUUUAACAUUUCCAUCCUGACCUAAGGACGUUCCAUGGACAAAUCAUUUCAUUGCAUCAGACGGUGACCAAUUUAGUUUUAGCUUAUUUAAUAUUUUCUUAAAAAAUGAUUUGUGUUUAUCUUUAAGUGGUGAAGCACUUUCAUGUUUUUUACUUUUCCCCUUAAGUUAUCCGCGCAUUUGCUUUUAUUUCAUUGUUAAAACACUUUAAACUUGCAAUAAUGAUGAUACAAAUUUUAAGAAUAAUAAAGUCUUUAUAAUGUAUUCAGUUCUAUUACUCACCAUUGAUUGGUAGACAUGAACAGUCUGUACGUCCAAUAAGUGUCAUCAGUACGUUUAUGUUGGUCAAUCAUUGGUGUUCUCAUGUAAUUUAAAAUGGCUACUUUUAACUUCAUUUCACAGUAAAUAAGUUUGCAUUUACUUAAAAAAUGUAUGUUGUAAAAUGUAUUUAUUAAACAAAUGUGGAUAAAUUAAGGGAGUAUUUUAAAUAAGCUCCGGUACAGUGAGCGCUGCAAAAAUAGAUUUAUUUACUCUUUGGUGCAGGG
Toxotes jaculatrix (banded archerfish) is the source of this 2597-nucleotide messenger RNA. RefSeq lists its product as uncharacterized. Lineage: Eukaryota; Metazoa; Chordata; Actinopteri; Toxotidae. The record is from RefSeq and is a predicted model, not a curated record. The transcript is spliced from 9 exons. Bases 199 to 1836 code for a protein of 545 amino acids.